This is a messenger RNA of Poecilia reticulata (guppy), 2855 nucleotides long. NCBI's taxonomy places the organism in Eukaryota, Metazoa, Chordata, Actinopteri, Cyprinodontiformes, Poeciliidae. The record is from RefSeq and is a predicted model, not a curated record.
AGGGAGGAACAUGUCAAAGUGAUAUUCUGCCUGGUUUCUGAAUAAACUAUGCACACACAGGAAGAAAGCAUUCAUAAUUCAUCAGACCAGGAUGUUUUCUUCCCUUGUUCUGUGAUCCAGGUCAGAUGGUCACGUCUUCACGGCCUAUGUGCAUCAGUGAACCUUGGCCAACCACUUUCCUGUUCCUGGUUCAUAAUUGUUCUUCACUUCUUCACUUGGUUCACUAUUUAACAAAUAGAGGCCGCUGCAGACUGGAGACAUGUCACCAAAGCUAUAAUUUUGGAUAUGCUUUGACCCAGUCGUCAAUUUGGCCCUUGUUAAACUCAUGUCAAUCGUUGCCCUUUUUUCCUGGCUAACUUUGAGGACAUAAUGUUAACUUGAUUUCUAAUAUUUCCCAGCUAUUACCAGGAAUUAUCAGCGUUAUUCACAUAACCUGUCAGAAUCCAUAAUGUUGUAUUCCAACAGACAUAUUGUUACCUUUCUAAAAUAAUGUCCUAAGUCAUUUUCUUUGCCAAAAGUGAUCUUGGCAAAAAUAAAAAAUAAAAAAAAUAAAUCACCAUGUCUUUCUUUCCAAAAUUACGUUUGGAAAACAUGAACUAGGCCAUUAUAUUAAACUAUGUGCAACUUCAUCAUCACAUUUAUACAGCUCACAACCUAACACCAAAUAUUAAUAAACGUCUGAGGAAGAAAUGAUUCCAAAAUACUCCUCAAAAAAAUGGCAUAAAACCAAAACAUUUUGGUUUUCUUUAAAUUUUGCUAUUGUUGUAUUGUUUUAUAUUUUCACUUUCUAAAUAUAACAGUUUUUAAAAAAAAUUUAUCAGUAAUGUCUUUUUGUAGGUGAUACACCCGUUUUAACAGAUUUGAGCAUCAAAAAUCGAAGUUAAGAGAAGGAAAGAAAAUCAUGCAAAACAGUGCCACCUUCUGGCGAAGCGGGAACGACGCAUCCUCGUAGGAACUCUGGGCCGCCUCACUCUGAUGAAAAUGUGGAGACCGGAUCUUGAAAAUCAGUAAUGUCACCAUGCGCUAAUCCGAAGCCCAGACUUAAAAGGGGAUGUGUGGGACACGCAGUGGGUAGAGUUUGAAAAUAAAGUCCAGCUAAAAUAUGCAUGCAGUCUGGAUAUUCCUCCUAUUCACCAAAGAGGGAUUUUCUCUUGCACAGAAGAUUAAAGAUGGAGGWGCAGGACCUAAAGGAAGCAGACUCCCUGAGCAGUCGAGGAACAACCGUCACUGUGGGACCUGGGUUCGGAAAUCAGAUGGUGGAAGCUUCARCUCCCCGAACUACCCAAAUACGUACCCUCCGAACAAGGAGUGCCUUUAUGUACUGGAAGCCCUGCCCCGUCAGAGGGUCGAGCUUCAGUUCAGCAAGAUCUUCCAAAUCGAAGCGUCUUUUGAGUGUCGGUUCGACCACAUCGAGGUGAGGGACGGUCCCUUCAGCUUCUCAACGCUCAUCAAUCGUUACUGCGGCACAGCCAAUCCCGGCCGGAUCCUCUCCAGCGGACGCUUCAUGUGGAUCCGGUUCUUCAGUGAUGAUGAGCUUGAGGGGAAAGGAUUCCAGGUCCAGUAUACGUUUACUGCAGAUCCUGAAUUUCAUCUCCAUGUAGGAGGACUUUUAAACCCCAUCCCAGAUUGUCAGUUUGAGCUAACUGGGUUUGACGGCGUGAUCCGCUCCCACCAGGUUGAGGAGGAGAACAAAGUGAUGCCGGACCAGGCAGUGGACUGCAUCUGGACCGUACAAGCCCCAAUGAAGAGCAGAAUUUACCUGAAAUUCUUGGAAUAUCAGAUGGAAAACUCUAAUGAAUGUAAGAAGAAUUUUGUGGCUGUUUAUGAUGGCAGUAGUGCCAUUGAGGACCUCAAGGCCAAGUUUUGUAGUACAGUUGCUAAUGACAUCAUGCUGGAGACUGGUUUCGGAGUGGUGAGGAUGUGGGCGGAUGAGACAAGCCGUCUAAGCCGCUUCAAGAUGCUGUUCACAGUUUUCUCUGACCCUCCCUGUAUUGGCGGUGCGUUCUUUUGCCACAGCAACAUGUGCAUCAACAACUCUCUGGUGUGCAACGGCGUACAAAACUGUGUCUUCCCCUGGGAUGAAAACAACUGCCAAGAGAAAAAGAACAAAGUUGCUUUCCUUCAGAUCACAAAGACUCAGGGAACAAUCAUCUGCAUUUCCACCGGAGUAGUGAUGUUACUCCUAAUUUUCUCCAUAAUGGUGCAAGUCAAGCAACCACGAAAAAAGGUAGUGAUACGUAAGAAAAAACUGUUCCAACAUCCUCACCUCCAGAAGAUGUUUGACCCCCAGCACUACGAGCUGUUUUCUAUCAAAGACAAGGAGAUGUCUGGAGACUUGAGGGAUCUUUCAGAGGAACUUCUGUCCCUCCAGGCUCUAAGGAGAUCUUCGUCGGGCUCUCGUUGCGUUCACGAACAUCACUGCGGUUCACAGGGAUCUAUCAAUUCCCUCAAACUCGGCCACAGUUCAAAUGUCUUGGGCAAGACGCCCUUGGAGCUCCCCCCAUUCAGAAGGGACAGUCAGACCGCUGCGCCGCCUUUCAGGGACAUAAACAACAGUUUGCGGAAGAAGAGCUGGCCCAGUUUAAAACAGAGCCGAAUGCAGAGCCACCCUGCUAUCAGGGAUCGAGUGCUGUGGCAGCAGGACAGAGUUAUGGAAGAAGACGACGAGGAAGAGGAGGAAGAGGGGAGGUAUGAUCUCUAUGUCAGAAGAGCAGGAAGCCGAAGGGGAAAAUAUGACAUGGCUCAGCAAAGAUCUCAUUCCAUGGACUUUUAACAUGAGAAACAUCACAAAUUACAGGGAUUUAGAGACAGUUUUGUGCUCAUGUGAAUAAAACAUAAAGAUAAAAGCAGAUUCA